AUGCAGCGAAUUUCGACCGACACUGAACCUGGCUGCGAAAGCAGCGAUGAAGAGGAAAGCAGAUUUGCAGCUGGUGUCAGAAAACGUUGCGGAAGACGUGUUCCUAUUCCUACUAUCAGCAGUCUAGUUGCAGAGCGAAGCAAUCAUGUGAACGUAGAAGGUGCUACUCACAAGCAGGUGGUGGAUCUCAUCAAAUCCGGUGGCGAUACUCUAACGUUGACCGUCAUAUCAGUCACACAGCAAGAGGCGGAACGUCUUGAACCGACGGAAGACCCUGGCGGAUAUUCAUACAUCGACUAUUCGGAAAAACGUAGCCUGCCCAUUAGUAUUCCGGAUUACAACAUCAUUCAUCGUGGGAACGAGCGAUACGUUGUUUUCAAUAUCCAUAUGGCUGGUCGGCAGUUGUGCUCACGACGGUAUCGCGAAUUCUCAAACCUACAUCAACAGCUAAAGAAGGAAUUUUCCGGCUUCAGCUUUCCCAAAAUGCCCGGCAAGUGGCCGUUCCAGCUAAACGAGCAGCAACUGGACGCCCGCCGACGUGGGCUGGAGCAGUAUUUGGAAAAAGUCUGCGCCGUACGGGUGAUUGCGGAAAGUGACGCAGUCCAAGAAUUUCUCACCGACACUGUAGAUGAUCUGGCAGCGUCACCAGUCGAUAUUAAAAUAAUGCUACCCGACCAUGCCGUUGUAACGGUGUCGGUGCGAAAGUCGGCGAAUGCACAGCUCGUGUGGGAGCAGCUGGUGCAGCGAGCCAAUCUGACCUCUUACACUCAGCAAUAUUUUUACCUUUUCGAAAUUGUCGAGUACAAUUUUGAGCGUAAGUUACAACCCCACGAAAUUCCUCAUCAGUUGUACGUGCAAAACUACAGUACGGCUUCCAGCACGUGUCUUUGCGUAAGGCGAUGGCUGUUUUCUAUAGAGCGAGAAAUGUCGCUUCCUGCCGGCGAGCAGGCAGCGAAGUUCAUUUUCUAUCAGGCCGUCGAUGAGGUGAAUCGCAGCAAUAUUCGUGCAGAUGGACGUUUGUAUGAGCUGAAAGCGCUACAAGACUCGAAAAAGGCGGACGAAUAUCUUGCACUAGCACGCACUUUGCCCGGCUACGGUGAUAUCGUCUUUCCACAUUGUGCAUGUGACAGUCGUAAGGAGGGCCAUGUGGUACCGGCAGUAGGCAUGAAAAGCUUCCGAUUGCAUGCCUGUAGGGAAGACGGUGCACUCGAGGCACAAACCGUAGAGUUGCAGUGGGCUACAAUCUCACGUUGGGAAAGUGACGAGGAAUCGAUGGCGUUUUGUUUCCAGUACAGCCGCUCGGACAAACCGCCGCGAUGGGUUAAAGUUUUUACACCAUACCACGCAUUCUUGGCCGACUGCUUCGAUAGGAUAAUGGAGGAACGAGCAUGGGACGACACAGGAGAGUAAACAAACGCACGUUCGAUAGUCGGAUAUGAUAAUGCAUUUCAGUUAGCCAGGAUGAGGAUAGUUUUAUUAGCUGUGAAUGAUUUGUCUUGGAUGAAUGCACGCCAAGACAUGAAGAUGAUGUUACAACGGAUGUUUACAUGCAUCGACAACACAAAUUGUUGCUAAUUAUUUAGUCAUGAAAUCGAUGGCGAACCUAUAUUUCCGGACGAUACUGCGCCUGUCGCGAUCGUUAUGUUGGAUCAAGAUGGUACGAAAUUAUUACGAUCGCUAUUGUUGUAGUAUUACGAAAUAGAAGAAAGAAGCAAAUAUUACUACUAUACCUUCUGGAGCAUUCCGCCAUGUUUAGCUAUGAUCUGAUGGAUCCACUUAUGACUAAUCUAGUAGUUUUGCACAGCUAGUAAUAUAUUGCGACGCAUGUUGGAUGAAACAUUUGUCACUGAAUAGUGCAGCGAAACGUCUCUCUCUCUCUCACUCUUUCCUAUUUUCAAACUCUAUCUUUCUUUGUGUAUUUCUUUAAGAUGUCUAUUAUUUACGUAGUACCACUGACGCCAUCGUAUGAUAAGAUGUUUUGUUAUGGCAAUUCUUUUGGAGUGAUAAUCUCGAAGUACUACAAAAACACACCACACACAUAUUUAUCCCACGUCAUAAAUAAGCAUAAUACAAGUAGAGUAGAGAUCUGAAAUUAUUUCCAUUUAAUUUUCCGCGUUGCAUACCAUUCGCUGUUGAAAAAUGUCUCGCUAAGGUAGCUGAUACUUCCAUUUUAUUUGCCUCGAAACAUGUAUUAGUUCCUUACCAAACGAUUUUUUAAUCAUGCAGCAUUCUGUAACGCCUUGCAAGUAAAGCAUGUUUGCGUUUGAGGUAGCCAAGAAAGGGAUGCGUCGUGUACUAGCAGCAGUAUGAAACAUAAUCGGUAACGCCUAACAACCAAAACAUUUUUAACAUUUUGGACAGUAUGUAGCUUGUUAAAAAUAUUCAUAUAUGUUUUCGUAAAUACAGUCAUUUGGUUAGUGGUAUGGUCUGUCAGAAAACAUUCCAAUUUAUGUUUGUUGAUUGUUGAAACUGUUGCUUCAUUCCACUACGCCAUGAUGCCUUUACAGCAUUACUAUGACGCUAGUCUGCAUGUUCAAAAAUGGUAUGAGUUGCAAAAGGGUUAUGAUUGUUUAGGAAAAAAAACAAUAGUUAGAAAAAAAGAGAUUUGAAGAUGCAACAAAAGAAAAGAUGAUGAAAAAAAUCAACAAAUUGGAAAAAAUCAACAAAAAAUAAUGUCCAAUGAUCUCUCUACAAAAUUAUCACUUGUAUCUAUGUCGUGUAAAGCUCCCAAUUGUUAGCACGUGAACGUAUAACAAGUAAAAACCUUGUAGUAUUUCGAUCUUAGUAUUACCAACAAUCAAGGACCGAUAAAAUUAAAGCCACCACAAAGGAAAUUAAUGUUUGAAGUAGACAAACCAUGUACAUAGAAAUUAAAGAAAGUCGGAAGGAAAUUUUACUCUUGUGGAAGAAAGAUACGAGUAGAAAACGUCCUAGAUUAUAUGCUGACCAUCAUAUUUAAGGCAAAUUUUUGCACAGUAACUGAUGUAUGCUUGCGCACCGAUACACACGUAACGAAUGAAAGGACAUAGAUUUCAAUUAGAACCGAUCAAAUGAUAUGCUGAACAACAUCAUUAAGAUAGUAUUCUGUAUGUUAGUCUAUUUCUUGUGAGACCACGAUAAACAGAAUUCAUGAGAGUUGGCAAUGUCGAGCACAGGAACGAAAAAACAAUGCAACAUAAUCACAUUGACUGCUACAUGAGGCAGCGCUAAUGCAAAAUGCUUCAAAUUGGGUACCGGGUGCGCUCGCUCAAACCGCAAUGAUGGAAAAGUUGUAUCUCUUGGCUGCAGGAUCUGUUCAUAAUUAAUUUCACGAAUCCAGAACCAUUGUAUGUUUUACUUACGUAAAUAAUUAUCUCAGAUCAGAUCAGCGAGUUCGUUUCCAACAAGCGAGUAAAUGCACCUACCACAUAAUUCUAACAAGCUAUUGCAAUGCAGUGGAAAUGUCUGUACGUUUUCCCGAACCAGUUGACGUGCAAAUGUGUGUAUCGUUUAUGCAACACGCAAUAGUCAGAACAGAAUUGGAUAAUUUGGAGGGAUCUAAUUGUACGCCAUUAUGCAACAAUAUAGCAACUGUUUCUGUGUACUCUGGCCUUCUGUACAUACCAGAAAUAGAGAAGCAACGGCUAUAGUUAAAACAA
Molecule: messenger RNA, 3638 nt
Organism: Anopheles arabiensis
Lineage: Eukaryota; Metazoa; Arthropoda; Insecta; Diptera; Culicidae
Gene: Snx27
Product: sorting nexin-27
Exons: 6
Coding region: 1-1410 (469 amino acids)
Biological process (GO): signal transduction; intracellular protein transport
Cellular component (GO): early endosome
Molecular function (GO): protein binding; phosphatidylinositol-3-phosphate binding
Source: RefSeq, a predicted model, not a curated record